Messenger RNA from Drosophila nasuta, 1630 nucleotides. RefSeq names its product sorting nexin 16 (gene Snx16). Lineage: Eukaryota; Metazoa; Arthropoda; Insecta; Diptera; Drosophilidae. Gene Ontology annotation, molecular function: phosphatidylinositol binding. Bases 185 to 1411 code for a protein of 408 amino acids. Gene Ontology annotation, cellular component: late endosome; early endosome. Gene Ontology annotation, biological process: protein targeting to lysosome; early endosome to late endosome transport; endosome to lysosome transport. The transcript is spliced from 3 exons. The record is from RefSeq and is a predicted model, not a curated record.
UUUAAGAAAUUGUAAAAAGCAUCGAUAAUUCUCUAGUAUAAUCGAUAAAUCUCCACCUCUAGUUUGCAAAAAGAAAACAAUUUGUCGACAUAUAUAUAAACGCAAUAUAUAUAUAUAUAAAUAGAGAAUGCGGGCUGAACAAUAAACAGUCAUGUGGCAAUAAGAAGGAAUACAGAUUAAAGCAAUGUCACUGCGUGCACUCCGCAAACGGGACAACACACCAUCAACAUCAAACAAUAGCUCGAAAACAACACUCUUCAAGAAGGCCAACAACACGACGCCAAGCAUAACGUUAACAGCUCCGUCACCGUCACCCCGCCAGUCAUUGGUAAAGUCUUUGUCUACCAUCAGCACCAGCAGCACACAGAAGCUAAUACGUCAACGCAAACUACUGGGUCGUGUCACACAUUCCAAUCCGGAUUUAACGCAAUUCCAACUCCAACGGGGCAACUUCAGGGCUGACAACCUGUUGCGUAGCAAGUCGCAGGGUGAUGUUAACACUGUAGCCCUGGCUGGCAAAACAAUACGCACGCUUACGGCAGCCAACGCCAAAUCCGAGGUGUGUCUGCAGAGCAUCAGCUCGCACAGCUACGAACCAACAACAACGUCGACAACAAUCAGGAAUAAUAACAUCAAAAUGCUGAGCGGAGCGCGUUCGCAUCGCGACUUAUCUGGUGAUCAUCAUCUGGAUUCGGAGGACGGCAGCACGCCACGUCGCAUGAGCGAAUGCAGCAUGGGCUACAGUCAGGCAAGUGGACCGGGGGCCUACUCCAGGCGACGCUCUAGCUCCAUGUUCGCUAGCCAGAUGUCGCUGGGUGGCGGCGCAGCACCUGUUGAUCCCAAUGCGCCGCUGCGAGUGCCCAUCAUUGGCUAUGAGGUGAUGGAGGAGCGUGCUCGCUUCACCGUGUAUAAGUUGCGCGUUGAGAAUCCCGAUACCAAUGACUGUUGGCUGGUGAUGAGACGCUACACGGAUUUUGUACGUCUCAAUGGCAAGCUGAAGCAGGCGUUUCCCCAUCUCAACUUAAUGCUGCCACGCAAGAAACUCUUUGGUGACAAUUUCAAUGCUGUAUUCCUGGACAAUCGUGUGCAGGGACUGCAGAUGUUUGUCAAUUCCAUCAUGAUGAAGGAGCAGUUGCGUAAAUCGAAAUUGGUGCGCGAGUUCUUUUGCCUCGACGAGCCGCCAUCGUACUCCGAAUCUAUGGAGGAGUGUCGUGCAAUAUUUGAGGCUCAGGAGGAGACUAUAGCCCAUUUGAAGCUGCAGAUACAGAGCAAGAACGAUCUCAUACUUGGUUUGCAGCAGAAGCUGCGCGAGGAAAUGAUCGAGAAGGAGCAACUGCGUGAGGACUUGAAAAAUAUCAACCUGAAUUGCUCACACUGCUCCUCGGCAAAUGACAGCACUUCGCUAAAAUAGUUGACAGCAGGACGGAGCUACAAACCACAAGAAUUAUACAAAAGUGCGUGUGUGUACAAUAUUAUGCUGAGCAUAACUCUACGCACUCGCACACAAAGCGCAUAUCACAUACAUAUAUCUCCAACAAUGAAAGAUGGAACUAACAACAAACAAACAACAACAUAUCAGGCGCUAGCAAAAAGGCUCAUUUACAACAGUGCUUUAGUAUUCAGUCGAUAA